Messenger RNA from Dipodomys ordii (Ord's kangaroo rat), 1287 nucleotides. It is a transcript of the gene Hmgn2, whose product is annotated as high mobility group nucleosomal binding domain 2. The transcript is spliced from 6 exons. Bases 189 to 461 code for a protein of 90 amino acids. The record is from RefSeq and is a predicted model, not a curated record. Lineage: Eukaryota; Metazoa; Chordata; Mammalia; Rodentia; Heteromyidae. Gene Ontology annotation, biological process: chromatin organization. Gene Ontology annotation, cellular component: chromatin; nucleus. Gene Ontology annotation, molecular function: nucleosomal DNA binding.
AGCUGGACCAAUGAGCUGCAGCGGGAGGUGAAAUCCGGUUCUAACCGGUCCGGGGCUCCCAGCGCUAUAAAAACUUUAUAAACCCCCCGGAGCCCGAGCAGUGUGAAGAAGAGGCGAGAACGACCCCCGGACCGACCCAAGCCGCGCGUCGCUGCAUCCUCGCCCAGCGCCUCCGUCCCGCCGCCACCAUGCCCAAGAGAAAGGCCGAAGGUGAUGCUAAAGGAGAUAAAGCAAAGGUGAAGGACGAGCCACAGAGAAGAUCCGCCAGGUUGUCUGCUAAACCUGCUCCUCCAAAGCCAGAGCCCAAGCCUAAAAAAGCCCCUGCAAAGAAGGGAGAGAAGGUACCCAAAGGGAAGAAGGGGAAAGCUGAUGCUGGCAAGGAUGGGAAUAACCCUGCAGAAAAUGGAGAUGCCAAAACAGACCAGGCACAGAAAGCUGAAGGUGCUGGAGAUGCCAAGUGAAAUGUGUGCAUUUUUGAUAGCUGUGUACUUCUGGUGACUGUACAGUUUGAAAUACUAUUUUUUAUCAAGUUUUAUAAAAAUGCAAAAUUUUGUUUUACUUUUUUUUUUAAAGCUAUGUUGUUAGCACACAGAACACUUGUUUUGGGGAAAUGAGCAUCUGUCACUAAUCGAAUGUCUCCAAAGCUGGAUAGAUACAGGGAAAACACCUUUCCCUGCUAGAUUUGAGAGACUUCUUGUUGGCUCCCAGGAGGAGGAAUUCCCUCAUGUUGACACACAGCCAUCUUGGCACAAACACCUUGUGAUGUGGGAAAACUCAAAAUAACUUGUCCUCCUCCUCCUCCUCCAUCAUCAGUAUAGACUUAACUCCCUUAAAACCAGAGGCCAGUCGGGACCUUGACCCUCCCUGCCCCCCCCAAUUGGUUUUUCCAAUGUGCCAGGCAAUCUGGACUUGACAGUGACAUAUUGAGAUGGUGUUCCUUAAAAGAGCAGUGGUUUCCUUUUCUAAAUCAUGGAUUUUCAGAUUGAUAAUUCUGCCAUUUUCACUUCCUGAAAGUCAGGGUCGGCUUGUGAAAAGUUGUUAAACAACAUGUUUAAUGUGAAAUGUCAACCCUCACUCUAAACUUUCCCUAUUCAGAGAUUCAAAUGAAGACGUCAUUGGGUUUUAUAGUGGCUUUCUGAUUUUGAUAGUCCAUCCAAGAAGGGAGUUUGAAAGUUGUUGUAUACUGUUUAAAAACAAAAAAAGAUUGUCUGCCCAUGUCCUGCCUGAAAUACCAUGAUUGUUUAUGAAAAGUAUCUUUAAUAAAGCUGGAUACAGUUUGGCUUGGAA